AUGCCACACGACUCACGACGUCGAGCCGGGCCAAUUUUCCUGAAAGUCUUCAUAUGCCUGUUCUCCAUAGGUACGUGCUAUUUUUGCCUAAAUGGACUAUUAUUGCGGUCGGUUGAGAAUUCACGAUCAAGCUCGGAUUCUACUUACAUAAGCAGUCGAUUUGAUGAAGACGAUCUCGGGUGUAAUGGCUUUUCGAUGCAAGAAAGGGUGGAAACCCAACGCCGGAUUUUGGAAUCGAUCAACCACGAUAUUUCGAUGGCCUCCCAAAAACUCGGCUCUACCGUUGCCCAACUAGAGACGAUAAUGAAGCAAAUAUUUGAGAAAAGGGACGAAUUAGAAGCUACGGAUCUGCAGAAAGAGGUUGCACUUCGCGAGUUGAGGGAUCUCGAAGAAAAACGGAUGGUACGGGUGCGAUUGCCCUAUUCUCCAUUGGAGAUCAGAAACACUUCCAUCCCGGCCGCCACCAUAAAGCAAUCAAGGCAUCUCGAUGAUAUGUUGGACUUCAGUCGUUGCCCAAUAGCUAACUUCCUGAGCGUGUACGUCUAUCCCUUGCCGACCAAUGCAGGAUCGUUGGCGAGAGAGUAUUACGAAACAUUGCGAAGAACGCCGUGGAGUAUUGCUGAUCCCGCACAGGCCUGCAUUUUGCUCAAUAUCGCCGAUGAUAACUCCCCGCAGCAGGAUGUGCUGCCCUUUUCGGCGAAAACUCCAAACAACAUGGUUGUCAAUGUUGGGGAAAAGUCGCGGUUUGAUCCCACCACGACAAUCAUUUAUGUCGAACCAAGAGCGCUCAAAGAAAAUACGAUGUCACUGUGGCCGAUUUAUCUCAACGUAGCCGAACGGUUCGAUUGGCGAACGUACCCAACACUACAGCCAUACGAACGAAAAUAUCUGUUCAACGUGAUGUCGUACGACAAUUAUUCUCCGGAUGAACUGAACGAGCUGAGGGUUUCUGCUCAAAACUCGCUGGAUCAGGCAUCGAUCAACGAUUGUCCCCAAGAUGAAGCCUGCAAGCAGAAAGCUGAAAUCCUGGGAUUAUCCACAUUCACAAUCAUCACGGCUGACGCCAACAUCUAUGAGAACUUUUAUCGAGCGCUGGCACAGAAUUCGGUACCGGUGGUGAUGUCGAUGAAUAUUAGGCUGCCCUUUGAAGAUUGUAUCGACUGGGGCCUGGCGGCGAUACGAUUGCCACCCGCCCGUCUUCCUGAGCUGCAUUUUAUUUUGCGCUCCUUCGCUCCGACACACAUCAUUGAAUUGCGGCUGAAUGGACGUCGCUUUUUCGAGAAGUACAUCGGAAAUGUAGAGGGAAUAAUGCAUACACUCUUCGGCUGCCUGUCGACUCAGCUAUUCUUGCCCUCGCGUCCGCAGACGGUGGUGCAAUCAGCGUCCCUUUUUGAAGGAUCGUUUAUGGCCCCGAUUCGCCUUCCAGUUAAUCGUCCAAUUGAUGAGGAAUACUUGGGCCCGCUUGAAGCGCCCGUCGAUUCACCCAGCUUCCAGAAUAACUUUACCGCCCUUCAGUUGUAUGCCCACAAGAUCUGGUCAGCUGCUCAUUCGGCCCAAUUUUCGCCGGAAUACCUUCCAUUUGAAGAUGAAAUCCCAUCGCUGCUGUCGCAUCAACUCGGUUCCAGCCUAGUAAUGCGACCAAUGUUGCCCGGCUCCGGAAAAGAAUUCAAAGAAGCGCUAGGCGGCAACCGCGAGAAAGAAUCUUUUACAGCUGUGAUACUAACGUACAAUCGAAGCUCUGUCUUGGAUGCUACACUAAGGAAGCUUCAUGGAAUGAAAAACCUAAACAAAGUGCUCGUGAUUUGGAACUCGCCAGUGAAUGAAACGGUGUUUUCGUGGCCGGCGCUGCAUGUCCCUAUUGAGCCACAAAUGGAAAACAGCUUGAACAGUCGUUUUGUGCCGUGGGAUCGGAUCAAAACUGAGGCUGUACUUUCGUUGGACGAUGAUAUCGAUAUCCGGAAAGAUGAGAUCGAUUUGGCUUUCAGGGUUUGGCGCGAGAAUCGCGAGUCGAUCGUUGGCUUCCCGGCGAGAUACCACGCGGAGUUCGGCGGCGAGCUGUAUUACAAUAGCAACAAGACGUGCCAAUACAGCAUGAUACUGACCGGAUACGCCUUUAUUCAUAAGAACUAUUUCAACGCGUAUACGCACUCUAUGGUAUCUGAUGUACGGAAUCACGUGGAUUCGGUGAUGAACUGCGAAGACAUAGCUAUGAACUUUCUCGUCUCUCAUAUCACUAGGAAACCACCGAUCAAAGUGACGAGCAAAUGGACGUUAAGGUGUCCGAAUUGCGCAGAAAAAUUGUCCGAUGACGACGGUCAUUUCAACAAACGACACGAAUGUAUUCGUCUCUUCACCAAGAUUUAUGGCUACAACCCGCUCAAAAAUACUCAAUAUCGGGCCGAUUCGGUGCUCUUCAAGACUCGGGUAGAAAAUGGUGCCCAAAAAUGCUAUAAUUUUGUA
Messenger RNA from Mesorhabditis spiculigera, 2460 nucleotides. The record is from the annotation of a GenBank genome assembly. NCBI's taxonomy places the organism in Eukaryota, Metazoa, Nematoda, Chromadorea, Rhabditida, Rhabditidae.